Arachis ipaensis is the source of this 807-nucleotide messenger RNA. Lineage: Eukaryota; Viridiplantae; Streptophyta; Magnoliopsida; Fabales; Fabaceae. The record is from RefSeq and is a predicted model, not a curated record.
AUGGGUAAUAGACUAUUAGUCUUUCCCACACUUCUGCAGAAAAGAAGGUUCCGGAUCCUCAAAACACCGCGUAGAUUGAACCAGAAAACUGUGAAUUCCCUUGGUGAUCUUGUACCCUUCACCAACAAGUUGUACACUGGAGACCUUCAAAAGCGCAUAGGCAUAACAGCAGGUAUCUGCAUUUUGAUCCAAAACAAAGCAGAGAAAGGUGGUGAUCGUUAUGAAGCAAUAUACAGUUUCUACCUUGGUGACUAUGGACACAUUGCUGUUCAGGGUCCAUACUUGACCUAUGAAGACACAUACCUUGCUGUCACAGGUGGUUCUGGAAUCUUUGAAGGUGUUUCAGGCCAAGUCAAGCUUCAUCAAAUUGUGUACCCUUUUAAGAUCUUUGUACACUUUAAUUUCUAUCUUAAGGGUAUUAAGGAUUUUCCAAAGGAGCUUAUUGUUGAAACUGUUGAGCCUAACCCUUCUGUUCAGGCCUCUGAUGCUGCUAAGAAUCUUGAGCCACAUGCUACAGUUCCUCGUUUUACUGACUGAUAAACUUUAGGCUCUUAUUCUUAUUUUUUUGAUGUUGUGGCUGGCUAUAGUUAUUGAAUAAUAAGUGGGGCGGCUAUGAUGUUUUUUUUAUAGUGGUAGAUUUAAUAAUGGUUUAAGGAUGUAGUUGGUGGAUGGUUGUUAUGUAUGAAAAGCUUGAUCAUUUGGAACUCUUUUUAAUAAGAAAUUGAUCAGAAUUGCUUUUGUUUUUAGUUAAUAUUUUGUUGAGAAAAUUUUAUAUUGAAAGUUCUUCCAUGUGAUGUUGAUAAUUGU